Chironomus riparius is the source of this 645-nucleotide messenger RNA. Lineage: Eukaryota; Metazoa; Arthropoda; Insecta; Diptera; Chironomidae. The record is from the annotation of a GenBank genome assembly.
AUGAAUCACAAAAUUAUAAAGUUUAAUUCAAGUGUCUUUGAUUUAUCAUAUCGACCUUAUCAACCGUUUCCGUUUCCAACAUGGUCAACUUUUCUAACAUGGCCAACCUUUCCAGAAAUCCCAAAUUUUCAUCCUAUUCCGACUUAUCAAACUAUUCGUCCAUUUUCAUAUCCUUCUUUUAAGGAUCUAUUUGUGACAUCUCGACCACCACAGCCUCCAGAAGAACCGAUGAAAAUACCUUUAAUGAUUUUGUGUAUAGCUGUAAUGGUUGUCGUUUGGGGAAAUGUAUGUAAAAAGAACUGCAUAAAGCAUCAUUACGUUGACAUAGAAGCUGGAGUUAAUCAUCAUGAACAAAUCCAAACAAGAUCAAUGGUUGUUGCAUAUUUUAUAUCUGAAUCUUCAGGACAUGCCACAUCUAAUCUACCCGCAGCUUUCACUUCAUCAUCUCCACGCGAUGAACCUCGUCAUCCACAAAGUUUGCAACCUGAAAUAAUUCAAGAUGACACUCCAAAAUACGAGAAUCCAACAAACUAUGAUGAAGCUAUGAAAAUGAUUGAGGAACAGAUGCAAGAACUUGAAAGAUUGAAAAAUCCCGUCAAUGCAACAAGUUCUGAGCAGUCAUCAAACAAUAUAAAUCAAGCAUAA